AUGAGUGAGUUUAGACUGCGUCCUUGUGAGCAUGACUGUAAUAGAACUUUGGAAAGUAGAUUGGUAAAGGGCAUUUCUGGGUUUUUGGAAUAGUUAAUAGAAUAAUCUGAGGGUUUGGAUGUGAAGGACUCUUUGUUUCAUUCUCAAAAAGUACCCAGCAUUACUUUGGAGAAUUAUAUGAGCCGAAUCCUGAGAUAUACAAAGUGCAGUGAGGAAUGCCUCAUAAUUGCCUUUAUAUACUUAGGUAGAAUUUAAGAGUUAAAUUAAGAAUUAUAAUUAAACAGGUAAAGUGCACAUAGGUAAUUUAAAAUAUUGAAAUUUAGAUUGUUACUUAUUGCUAUUGUUUUGGCGAUCAAAUACCAGGACGAUGACAUUUUUAAGAAUGAGUACUAUGCUAAGGUUGGAGGGAUCACAAUGUGGGAGUUGAAUGAUAUGGAAGAGUAAUUCUUGGAAUUGUUGGACUAUAAAUUGUUUGUCCAACAGGAUCUCUACUACUAGAAUUUAAAAAAAAUAAAAUAGUUUUCUAGAAAAUGA
Messenger RNA from Paramecium octaurelia, 534 nucleotides. NCBI's taxonomy places the organism in Eukaryota, Ciliophora, Oligohymenophorea, Peniculida, Parameciidae. The record is from the annotation of a GenBank genome assembly.